Plodia interpunctella (Indianmeal moth) is the source of this 1369-nucleotide messenger RNA. It is a transcript of the gene Dhpr, whose product is annotated as dihydropteridine reductase-like. Gene Ontology annotation, biological process: L-phenylalanine catabolic process; tetrahydrobiopterin biosynthetic process. The transcript has a single exon. Gene Ontology annotation, cellular component: cytoplasm. The record is from RefSeq and is a predicted model, not a curated record. Gene Ontology annotation, molecular function: 6,7-dihydropteridine reductase activity; NADH binding; NADPH binding. Lineage: Eukaryota; Metazoa; Arthropoda; Insecta; Lepidoptera; Pyralidae. Bases 337 to 1041 code for a protein of 234 amino acids.
UGUCCCCGUCCGUCCUCGUUUGUCAAGUGAGUGGUUAAACUUCAGGACUCAAGUUUUUUGCGAGCAAUUGAGCGCAGAGCUAAUCGAUACCUAUCUUAUACAAUUAAUAAAAAUAAUUUCUAUGACACAGAAAGUAUACACGGGCUUUCCCACGUGCUAGUUUGGUAUUGUUUACUGCAACAAGUAAUAGCUAAUUUCAAGCAAUAGGUACCGGCCUUUCGUGCUUGUGAACGAGUGAUAGUCGAGGCUACUUCACGCGAUAGAUAACACCAUUCGCCGUUUGCCCUCGCCUGUCGUUUAGUUACUUUGAAAUCGCGACAGUAGCAAGACGUAAUAAUGGCUAGUGGUAGAAUUGUCGUAUACGGUGGCCGCGGCGCGCUCGGCGCCGCUUGCGUCAACCACUUCAAAUCUGCAAACUGGUGGGUUGCCAACAUUGAUUUGAAUCCGAACGAGAGUGCUGAUGUCAAUAUUACGGUACCUAAAGAUGGUUCGUGGGUCCAACAAGAGGAGCACGUCGUCAAGGAACUCGACUCCGCACUACAAGGUCAGAAAGUGAAUGCAGUGAUUUGUGUAGCCGGCGGCUGGGCUGGCGGCAAUGCGGCCAAGGAGCUCAGCAAGCAAGCCGAUCUCAUGUGGCGCCAAUCGGUUUGGAGCUCAACAAUUGCGGCAACUCUUGCUGCAAAAUACCUUACUCCUGGAGGACUAUUAGCCUUGACUGGAGCGAAGGCUGCAUUAGAGCCAACCCCCGGUAUGAUUGGCUAUGGUCUUGCUAAAGGUGCAGUCCACCAGCUAACAAAAUCCCUUGGAGCUAAGGACUCAGGGCUGCCUGAAAACUCAUUAGCAGUGGCUAUACUGCCUGUGACAUUGGACACAGAAAUGAAUAGAAAGUGGAUGCCAAAAGCAGACUUCAGCAGCUGGACUCCUCUCACAUUUGUUGCGGACUUGUUUGAGAAGUGGACCAAGGGGGAGCAGCGACCUACCAGCGGAAGCUUGGUGGCUCUUGUAACAAAGAACAAUGUCACCGAACUUAUUGUCCAGUAAUCCCUGCCUAUCUGUACUGUAUGUCUUAUUAAAUUUAUAAGACAAUUUGUCUAAUGUAUUUACCAAUGUAUACAUGUCCUAUUGAAUGUUGUCAAGUAUUUAUUGUGAACAUUGAGGCAAAAUGUAUCUUAAUUACUUUUGAUUAUUGCACAAGACUGUCAAAUAAUUUCUAGUAUUUUUUAUGAGCAAAAAUUGCUUUUAAUGUCUUAAGCAUAAUGAUAUCUGACAAUAAGGGAACAAAUCUCAUUGUGUUUAGUAUAUGAAGUUGAAUAUUAUUUUUACAUAAUUUAUGUGAUAUUUUAAGAGUAUAAUAUAUGUUGAAGCAUGA